AUGCCGCAACAAACUGUUCUUGAAUCCUUCUGGGAACCUCUUCCAAGUCUUUCUAUUUCACCUCUCCCAAACAAUGCCACUUACCGCACGAUCCAGGCGUCUGCUCAAUCAACAGUUGGCAUGGAUGCUCCCAAAGCUUUCAUGCUAGAGAACGCAAGCAUCCUUCUUCAGGUUGCGGGAAAUCGGCUUCCCGCCAAUGUAUCUUCUCUUCAGGAGCGAAUGCCUCGGGUGGAAAAGAGCCAUUUACUUCAUACAGAGUCAGAUGUCAUUCGUGCUUCUAUCCAGUACCUCCUCCAGAAAGCGGCGAUGUUGCGCUAA
Messenger RNA from Paracoccidioides brasiliensis Pb18, 318 nucleotides. RefSeq lists its product as uncharacterized. The transcript has a single exon. Bases 1 to 318 code for a protein of 105 amino acids. The record is from RefSeq and is a predicted model, not a curated record.